Batrachochytrium dendrobatidis JAM81 is the source of this 1320-nucleotide messenger RNA. RefSeq lists its product as uncharacterized. The record is from RefSeq and is a predicted model, not a curated record. Gene Ontology annotation, molecular function: mannan endo-1,4-beta-mannosidase activity. Gene Ontology annotation, biological process: substituted mannan metabolic process. Bases 1 to 1320 code for a protein of 439 amino acids. The transcript has 3 exons. Lineage: Eukaryota; Fungi; Chytridiomycota; Chytridiomycetes; Rhizophydiales.
AUGGGCAAAAAAGACAUUCAUCGAUACCGACGCACUUUAUGUGGAAUCCUGUUUUGGACAAAAUGUGUGCUCGCUGCGCUUCUUGGCAUUGCUAGUGUUGGCAUCAUGGCCUAUUGGGUCUAUGACAUGUACAUCACUGCAAAACUUAAUGAGCCUGUUUUAGGUCCUAUGGAUCUUACUCCUGAGAACUGUCAGCACCAACCUGGAUUGUCUCGACUCGAACCAGCUGCUGGACGUAUACUAGUUGGUUUCCAUUUGGACUGGAAGUUGGAAACCCCAUCAACUAUUAAAGCCAUCACUGGCUGGGCCCCUGCUAUUAGCAAUGCAUUCGUCAUGUUUGAUCCCACUAUACCAAAUCCUAUGGACUACAACCUGUUGACAUGGCAUGUGUGGCAAGUGUCCCUUGUUGGAGGCAUUUUCCAAUUGACAGUUCAGCCUGUCAAUAUCAAUCAAAUCCCUGACAGUACACUAGAUACGUUUGCACAAGCAUUGCGCGAUCUAAAUGCCAAGUACGGUGUCCCGAUUCUACUGCGUUAUGGGCACGAAAUGAAUGGUGACUGGACCGACUAUGGCUACCAACCCACUGCAUUCACACAAGGAUUUGUCAAAAUGGCUAAAAAGGUUCGCAUGUACACUAACAUGACUGCUAUGGUAUGGGGACCCAAUUUAGGCGUUACAUAUCCUUUCAUUACUUCCGAGGCAGAUGUUGUACUUCCCACGGCAAAGUCUAAUCCCAUCGACUUUGCUCUGUUGGAUACAAACAAGGAUGGAAAAAUCACAUCACUUGAUGAUCCUUAUGGACCUUAUUAUCCUGGAGAUGAAUGGGUCGAUUGGGUCUCCAUGUCGCUUUACUGGUAUCCAGAUGGAAACACUGGGUAUAACAUAUUGCCUCCCGACAACUACUUUUUAGACAGUCUUCAUGGGAGUGGUGAAAAUAUUCCCAAAAUCAAUCCUGUUAUCGUCAACAAUGGUGGUUUGCAUGAUUUCUAUGAACGAUUUGCUCACCAAAAAAACAAACCUUUCAUGAUUCCCGAGACCUCUGCGCCGUACAUCUCAUCCAAGCCCUUUAUAAAGAAAGAAGCAGAUAUCAAACAAAACUGGUGGCGGCAAAUAUUUGAUGCAGCAAAGAAACUUCCGCUACUCAAGGCGGUUGUGUUUUUCGAAGAACUAAAGGUAGAUGACGAAGUUAGAGAUUGGCGUAUAUUAGCCAAUGACACUGUUCGUCCGGUAUUUUUGGCUGAUCAGAGUGCCAAUAGACACGACUAUGCAUAUGCCUUGGAUCUCAAAUUUACUUGCUCUGGCCAAGUCAAGGUUAAAUAA